Molecule: messenger RNA, 271 nt
Organism: Pocillopora meandrina
Lineage: Eukaryota; Metazoa; Cnidaria; Anthozoa; Scleractinia; Pocilloporidae
Source: the annotation of a GenBank genome assembly
AUGGCCAUGGUUGAUUCUCAUUACCGUUUUGUAUGGGUUAGUUGCGGUUAUCCCGGGAACUCCCAUGAUGCUAUCAUUUUUAGGUCUACAAACCUCGGGAAUGCAAUCCAAGAUGGCCUUCUACUCAACAUGGGCAAAGCAGUUGGUGAAGUAAAUGCACCACCUCUUAUAAUAGCCGAUUCCGCCUUUCCCUUCCAGGGAUGAAAUCGGGAAACUGUUACUCAUGAGAGAGUGCAGAAGUGUGCAUGAUGUUUCGGGAGAGGCGACUUGA